Messenger RNA from Aspergillus aculeatus ATCC 16872, 2346 nucleotides. RefSeq names its product putative calcium/calmodulin dependent protein kinase. Gene Ontology annotation, molecular function: protein serine/threonine kinase activity; ATP binding. The record is from RefSeq and is a predicted model, not a curated record. Lineage: Eukaryota; Fungi; Ascomycota; Eurotiomycetes; Eurotiales; Aspergillaceae. Gene Ontology annotation, cellular component: cytoplasm. Bases 1 to 2346 code for a protein of 781 amino acids. The transcript has 6 exons. Gene Ontology annotation, biological process: protein phosphorylation; intracellular signal transduction.
AUGGCUCACGAAAACCUCGAGCUGGCCCAACAGAAUGGUGCGCCAAGCGAUCAAGCUCCGUUGCCACAACCCUGGCCCUUCCGUUCUGCGUCAACACCAUCAUAUGGCAGCCCGCAGAGGCAUCAUCGCCGUAACCCAAUAGUCAGGCGGCCGGUAAAGGAGACGCUCGACGCACGCUCUGAGUACACUACGAGCCAGGAUGACGGAACUGCUGAACACAGAAUCAACCAGUAUGUGAUCAAGCAGGAAAUUGGCAGGGGCUCCUUUGGAGCGGUGCACCUCGCGGUCGACCAAUUUGGAAACGAAUAUGCCGUCAAAGAAUUCUCAAAGGCUCGUCUCAGGAGACGGGCCCAGUCCCAUCUGUUGCGGAGACCACGCGGUCCGAGGCGCAUUCUGGAUGGCUACGAUUCCCCGCUGCAUCGCCAUUCGGCAGGCGUCGAAAACCAUAAGCAAGAUGCCCUCUACCUGAUCAAGGAGGAAAUCGCAAUCAUGAAGAAAUUAAAUCAUAACAAUCUUGUCUCACUGAUAGAGGUCCUAGACGAUCCCACAGAGGACUCUCUCUACAUGGUUAUGGAGAUGUGCAAGAAAGGCGUGGUUAUGAAAGUUAGCCUUGAAGAAAGAGCCGAUCCGUACGAGGAUGCUCUCUGUCGCUGCUGGUUCCGUGACUUGAUUCUUGGGAUUGAAUACCUCCAUGCUCAGGGCAUCGUACACCGAGAUAUCAAACCGGACAACUGCCUGGUAACGAAUGACGACGUCCUGAAAGUUGUCGACUUCGGCGUGUCUGAGAUGUUCGAAAAGGAUUCUAACAUGUACACGGCAAAGUCUGCGGGCUCUCCUGCCUUCCUUCCCCCGGAAUUAUGUGUCGUGAAGCACGGCGACGUUUCGGGAAAAGCGGCAGACAUAUGGUCGAUGGGCGUCACGCUGUAUUGUCUACGCUAUGGAAAGCUUCCGUUUGAGAAGCAAAGUAUUUUCGAACUUUAUGAGGCCAUCAAGAACGACGCAGUUGUGUGUGAGGAGGAGACUGACGACAACUUUCGAGAUCUGAUCUCUCGGAUCUUGGAAAAAGAUCCGACAAAACGGAUCCAGAUGCAUGAGCUGCGAGAGCAUCCAUGGGUAACAAAAGACGGGUUGGACCCUCUUCUGUCAGAAACCGAGAACACAGCGGAGAUAAUCGACUUUCCGACCGAGGAGGAGAUGAAUUCAGCUAUCACUAGGACUAUCGGGCAUGUCAUGGCUGUAAUCAAAGCCGUGAAGCGCUUCAAAAGACUACUUGAUCCAGCAAAGAGCGAUCCUCCAAUGCAGAGUAUUCUCGGUCAGGAGUACGAGACACAUUUCGUAGAGCCCCCACUGGAAAUGGAGCCAGAAGAGAGUUUUGCAACUGGUCACUUGGGUGUGAAGAGCAAGGCUCAAAGUUUGAACACAUACAACAGGACAGCUUGGGAGCAGCAUUACGCCUUGAAAGAGCCUCACGGUCAGACCGAAGAAUCAACACACAACCAACCGUCAGGUGGCGGUCAACAACUCCCCACAGAGGAUCCCACCACUGUCAGCAGUUACAGAAUUGGUACGGAGGACGCGCCAGAGAGCAAGGACUCGAGCUCCGUUCGCACUAUCAAUGUUCGAGGAGGAUUCAUUGACGACCCGCAACCCACCUCUACGCCACAGUCUCCGUCUCCUUUGAUACCAUUAUCCCGAGCAAGCUCAGCAACAACCAAGCGCAGCGUUGAGGGGACGCGCGGACAUGCACGCGACCCUCUCGAAGAAGAAUUCCCCUUCCUCUUCAUUGGGCCGUCAUCUUUUACGGGGUCCCCUUCGAGCGAAGAAUGUGACUAUGCAGCGAAUCAUCUCAUUCCUGAAGAACCAGGAAAAAUGGCUGAGGAUCCGGCCGAUGUGGAUACCGCCAUGGACCUCGACCUAAACGCUGAUAUGGCCUGUCCGAUCGUGAGCGAGUCCCCUGGUGCUGCGGACUUCGAUAUCUAUGAGACUGCCUACCGACAGGAAAUCGAGCGUAUUCGAGCACCCAGCCUUCCUCGCAAGGGCAGAGAGCCCAAAGUGUACUUGACCCGUCGCGUAGAAGGUAAAGACGAUGUGAUGAGGCUGGUGGGUGAGAACGCCACAAAGUUGGGGCCAAUGUUCGGUGUGAAGAAAACAUCUAGCUCUGGAUUGGCUUCUGCUGUGAGUGCAAUCAAGCUGCAACUGGAACAACAGGGGAGAGUAAAAUCCUCGGAUGUACUGCCGUUGGCUACUGCAGCCGGAGUCACUACGACGGACGCACCGAACCCCGAGCGCUCUGCAUCUCAUUUACGAAACAUAGUAGACCGAGUCAGAAAAUGUGCAGAUCCAUGA